Molecule: messenger RNA, 756 nt
Organism: Penicillium olsonii
Lineage: Eukaryota; Fungi; Ascomycota; Eurotiomycetes; Eurotiales; Aspergillaceae
Source: the annotation of a GenBank genome assembly
AUGGCCUAUCUCAGUAUGCUUCAGCAGCCCGCGCAUCCACCACAUCCGACGCCAUUUCCACGCGACACCGGUCCGACAGACAUGCGCAAGCGGCCACUGUACCCCUCCGACAAGCCAGUUCCAAGAGCAAUCCAGCCCCGGCCACCAGGACCACCACCCAGCGCCGCCUCAUACGGCAGCGAAAGUGGUUCAUCCGCCCAACUCUCGCCCAGACUAGAUAUCGGCGAAAAGCCCCGCAAACGAGGUCGACCCAGCAAAGCAGAGACAGAGCGACGCAAACUACUCGCCGAAUCCCGCGGCGAGCCCUACCCUGCGCCAUCACGACGACCACCUCGAAAAGCUCCCUCACCAACCAGUCCCGUCCCACCUGUGUUUCCGACAAGUUUCCAAAAACCGCCUCAGAUUCAACCUCCACCUCAAACUCAAGCUCAGAUUCAAGCUGCGCAUCCCCAUGCGCAAGCGCACGCUCAACCCCAGCCCCAAAUGCAAGUUCAACCUCAAUCUCAGUCCCAGGCCCAACCGAUCUAUGAAAUGCGCCCUGUGGAGGGCCGCGAUAUUCAACGUAACAUGAUGCGCGAACUACCUCGACCCACGGAAAUGGGUCACCCACUUCCAUCACCUCACGCACUGCAACUCGGUCCUCCAGAUGCUUUCCCUAGAUCCAACCCCGAGCGCAAUUAUGGGUUCUUUGAGCGCUCAGAUGGGCGUCGAGACUCGGGUAGUCGACCGGAGCAUGAAGCAGAGAAACCGCGAUGA